Messenger RNA from Lontra canadensis (Northern American river otter), 4033 nucleotides. RefSeq names its product interphotoreceptor matrix proteoglycan 2 (gene IMPG2). Gene Ontology annotation, biological process: visual perception. The record is from RefSeq and is a predicted model, not a curated record. Gene Ontology annotation, molecular function: hyaluronic acid binding; heparin binding. Bases 177 to 3965 code for a protein of 1262 amino acids. The transcript is spliced from 18 exons. NCBI's taxonomy places the organism in Eukaryota, Metazoa, Chordata, Mammalia, Carnivora, Mustelidae.
AAUCUCUCCAAUAAUUUUGUUUUUUUUCUUUAGUAAUUUCUACUUCGGACUUACUUCCUCUUAUUUCUUGUGUUGCAAUUGGAUAUAUAGUUGUUUCAAUAACCAAGAAUCUUGAAAUAAAGGAGGAGGAGUUAGAUGGAGAAAAAAUUGACAGCUCACUCCUCCACUCUUGAGGCAUGCAUGUCUGUAGUCUGAUCAUGACUUUAAAAUUGAAAUAUGGCACAAAAGUCAGUUUUUAUUUAUUACCUUUCAUACUGUAUCUUUGUUAUUAUCAGAAGACUUGUCUAUGCUUUCACUCUGUAGCACAAACCUACAUGUCUUUAGAAGAUAUCCAAGAACCCAAGAGUGCGGUUUCUUUUUUCCUGACUGACUCAGAAUCCACAGACACUUCUCCUUCUACUGAAAGGAAACUACCUCUGGACCACAGAGAAACUGAGAAACAGUGGUUGCUGAGAAGAAGGCGAUCUAUUCUGUUUCCUAAUGGUGUGAAAACCUGUCCGGGUGAAAGUGUGACAGAGGCUGUGGCAAACCAUGUGAAAUAUUUUAAAGUACGAGUAUGUCAGGAAGCUGUUUGGGAAGCCUUCAGGACAUUUUGGGAUCGACUGCCUGGGCAUGAGGAAUAUCAUUACUGGAUGAAUUUGUGUGAGGAUGGAAUCACAACUAUAUUUGACAUGGGCACAAAUUUUAGUCAGUCUGUGGAACAUAGAAGUUUAAUUAUGAAGAAACUGACAUAUACCAAGGAAACUAUAAGCAGCCCUGAAUUAUCAUCUCCGUUUCCUGUUGGUGAUACCUCAACAUCGGGAGGUGCUGUUCUUAGUGCUCCAUAUCCAGAGGUGACUACCUCUGAAGGUACCUCAGAGAGCAGCAAGGAGAGGCCUGACGUGAGUAUUAGCAAUGAAAUUGAGAAUGUGAUAGAAGAAUCCACAAAACCAGCAACUGAGCAGAUUGCAGAAUUCAGUAUACACCUUCUGGGAGAGCAAUACAGGGAAGAACUACAGGAUCCUUCCAACUUCCACCACCAGCACCUUGCGGAAGAGUUUAUUUCAGAGGUUGAAAAUGCAUUUACUGGGUUACCAGGCUAUAAGGACAUUCGUGUACUUGACUUUAGGUCCCCCAAGGAAAAUGGCAGUGGUAUAGAUGUUCAUUAUGCAGUUACCUUCAAUGGUGAGGCCAUCAGCAAUACCACCUGGGACCUGAUUAGCCUUCAUUCCAACAAGGUGGAAAACCAUGGUCUUGUGGAACUGGAUGAUAAACCCACUGCUGUUUAUGCAAUUAGUAACUUCAGAGAUUAUAUUGCUGAGACCCUUCAUCAGAAUUUUUUGUUGGGGAACUCCUCUUUGAAUCCAGAUCCUGACUCCCUUCAGCUUAUCAAUGUGAGAGGAGUUUUACUUCCUGAAACUGAAGACCUAGUUUGGAACACCCAAAGCUCAAGUCUUCUGUCAACCCCACCAUCCAUUCUGGAUAAUACCCUUCAAGCUGAAUGGCCCUCAGCAGAUGAAUCUACCACCAGCAGUAUUUCACCACUUGAUUUCAGCUCUGGUCCUCCCUCAACCACUGGCAGGGAACUCUGGUCAGAGAGCCCUUUGGGUGAUUUAGUGUCUACACCCAAAUUAGCCUUUCCCUCGAAGGUGGGCCUCAGUUCUUCCCCAGAGGUUUUAGACGUUAGCAGCUUGACUCUUCAUUCUGUCACCCCAGCAGUGUUUCAGACUGGCUUGCCUGUGGUUUCUAACGAAAGGACUUCUGGAUCUCACCUCCUAGAAGAUGGAUUAAUCAAAGUUGAAGGGUCAGAAGAUUUUCUUUCUGUUCAGCCAUUGCCUUCAAGUCCAUUCACUCAGCCGGUGCCAAAGGAGACGAUACCAUCUGUGGAAGAUUCUGGAGUGUCUUUGACAUCCUCACCAUAUCUGACUUCCUCUGUUACUUUAGAUCUUGCUAAAGAAGUAGCUAUAUCUUCUGGCUUGGACUCUUUGGCCUCCAAAGUCAAAGGCCAAUUAGAAGUGAGCACUUUGAUGCCAGACACAUCCAUAGAAAAAGGGUUUAUAUUUGAAAGUGGUUUAGGCUCAGGGUCUGGGCAAAAUGUAGAUCAGAUUACUUGGCCAUGGAAUGAGACUUCAUUAGAGAAGAGUUAUGAACCACUGUCUAAAUCAUGGCUUGAAGAUCAGGAGUCACUUUUGCCAACUGAGGUUAUAGAUGAGAAAUUAGUUCUAGAUGACAAAAUAGAUUCUACAGGACAAAGUAUUGACUAUUUAAAAUAUGGGCAUUUUGAUAAAUCCACAAAAUUUGCAGAGGAAGAGCUCAUUGGUGGACCUACUGUGCCCAUUUCUGUAGAGACCACAACUCAAUCUGCAUCUCUAGUUCUCUCCAAACAAAUAUCAGAGGUACCUGACAUUGAUUAUUACCUGGUUACCAAAGCACCUCUCCUACUGACAUCUACAGCAACCUCUGCUUCUACUGAUAAACCAGAUAUACUGUUUCUAAAGGAGGAUGUGGAACAAACUACAGAGUCAUCCAACCAUGAAUGGUUUGAUAACGAGAUUUCAGUAAUUAAGCCAGACAUGCAACAGUUGGGGACUAUAUUGCCAGAAUCAGAUGUAGUUCGGGCAAGAACUUCUUCCCUAGGGAUAUUGUUCAGAGACAUGUUGGCAAGUACACCACAGACUACUGACAAGCUCUGGUUGAAAUCUUCCAUAACACAGUCUACCAAAUUGUCUCCAACCACCAGCUCCACCCUGCUAGAAGAUGAAGUAAUUAUGGGUGUUCAGGAUAUUUCAUUAGAACUGGACCGGAUAGGCACAGAUUACUAUCAGCCUGAGCUAAUCCCAGAGGAAAAUGGCAAGGUUGGUAGUUAUGUGGAAAUGUCUACAAAUGUCCACUCCACAGAGAGGGCUAUUGUGGUACAGCCCACAGAAGGAGGUGACUUGACUCAUACCCAGACUGCAGGAGCUUUGUUGGUUUUCUUUAGCCUCCGAGUGACAAACAUGAUGUUUUCGGAAGAUCUGUUUAAUAAAAACUCUUUGGAGUAUAAAGCACUGGAACAAAGAUUUUUGGAACUGCUGGUUCCCUAUCUCCAGUCAAAUCUCACAGGAUUCCAGAAUUUAGAAAUCCUGAACUUUAGAAAUGGCAGUAUUGUUGUAAACAGCCGAAUGAAGUUCAUGAAGUCUGUCCCUCUUAAUGUCAACAAUGCUGUAUACAUGAUCCUGGAAGACUUUUGCACCACUGCCUAUGAGACCAUGAACUUGGCUAUUGAUAAAUUCUCCCUUGAUGUAGAAUCAGGUGAUCAAGCCAACCUUUGCAAGUUUCAGGCAUGCAAUGAAUUUUCUGAGUGUGUAGUCAACCCCUGGAGUGGAGAAGCAGAGUGUAGAUGCUUCCCUGGGUACCUGAGUGUGGAAGAACUACCUUGUCAGAGUCUCUGUGAUCUACAGCCUGACUUCUGCUUGAAUGAUGGAAAAUGUGACAUUAUGCCUGGACAUGGGGCCAUUUGUCGAUGCCGGGUGGGUGAGAAUUGGUGGUACCGAGGUGAGCACUGUGAGGAGUUUGUGUCUGAGCCCUUGGUCAUAGGCAUCACCAUUGCCUCGGUGGUUGGGCUUGUCCUCGUCUCUUCUGCUUUUGUCUUCUUCUUUGUCAGGACUCUUCAUGUUCAUUAUGAUAGGAGAGAAACAGAGAGGCCCAUCAGCAGGCAGCCCGACAGUCUCUCAUCCAUUGAAAAUGCUGUGAAGUACAAUCCUGUGUAUGAAAGCCAUGUGGCUGGACCUGGGCAGUAUGAAGGACCCUAUCCUCAGCACCCCUUCUCUAGUUUUGCAGGUGGAGAGAUUAUUGGUGGUCUAAGCAGGGAAGAAAUCCAGCAAAUGUAUGAGACCAGUGGGCUUUCCAGUGAGGAAAUUCAAGAAAGAAUGAGAAUUUUGGAACUGUAUGCCAGUGAUCCUGAGUUUGUAGCUUUCGUGAGAGAACAUCAAAUGGAAGAGCUUUAAUCAAAACUUCUAUUUUGAAACUGAUCAGAAGCCUAGAGAAGAUGGAGAUCCCUUGCUACCUCUGUCAU